Symbiodinium natans is the source of this 2751-nucleotide messenger RNA. The record is from the annotation of a GenBank genome assembly. Lineage: Eukaryota; Dinophyceae; Suessiales; Symbiodiniaceae.
AUGGCUGAAGCCCUCCUUGCGGCAGGAAGUUCGAGCGUGUCCAGGUCACAGGAGCAUGUCGCCGAGGAUUUGCCUGAUGGCACGGCAGCUCGUGUCGGGAUGUUUUCGGCAAGAUUCGACGGGGAGGAGCCGGAGAGGCUGUUCCGGGAAGUCCACAAAAUCCUCAAGAACAAGAACUACCCGGUUUUAAUGGUGGAUGCACCAGUGGGUGCUGACUUCGGAACCCUUACCGAGGAAUAUCUUGGAAAGCUCAAAUUCAACAAGGGCGUGUUGCUCUCCGUGUGCACUUCGCACUAUGGUGCGGUCACGAAGAGCGUGUGUUCCUCACAUCAUGAGCUCAAGUUUGCGCACGUGUAUGGGAUCGAUAUCCUCCCGUUGAAAAUGUGCGACAUGUGGCCACCGGAGCCCUACGCUGACUGUCCCCGCGAUGAGAAUGCCGACUUGGUCGACGGGUUGCUCAGCUCUGUAUUCCUACCAACCAAGGUCCACAUGGACUGCCAGGGCAAGGAUGCACACUGGAUAGCUGCCCACAUCGCGAAAGUGCUGCAUGGCCCUCGAGAGCAGUUCGAGGACCUUGCUAAAAAAGUCAGCGUCGCAAGCAAUCCAGGACAGAAGGAAACUUCCAUGCACGUGGCCGCCUUGCAAAAUGGUGACAGUGUCUACAUCAAAGUGGACGGAAGGGAUCUAUGGCUGUGGAAAAGUUAUGCCGAAAACGCGGUGGUCGGGCCACAACAUGGGCGUGCUGUGUUCAAAGUUCAUGCCAACAUGAGCGAAGAGUUCAUUCGACUGUCGCUGGCAGAUUCAGACUCCUACUUGUGUGCUUGUACAAGCGGUAAUACCGGGUAUGAUGUCUUCAGGUCCGGUAGCAAACAGCAGCAGUGGAAGAAGGCGAAUCUUCGCUACAACGCGCCUGUCGAUCUCACUGAUCUGCACUGGGGACAUGUCCGCACGGCAGCGAACCUGGACCGCAACGCAACAGGCUACACAGGCGCGGUGGGAAAGUUCGGAAUAUGUCAACUUAGUCAACUUGUUGCAUUUCCUCAGCUGGUCUUUGCCUCCGCCCUUUACUCCCUUGACUGCUUUCAUGAAACUUCCAUGCACGCGGCCGCCUUGCAAAAUGGUGACAGUGUCUACAUCAAAGUGGAUGGAAGGGAUCUAUGGCUGUGGAAAAGUUAUGCCAAGUUUGCGGUGGUCGGGCCACAACAUGGGCGUGCUGUGUUCAAAGUUCAUGCCAACAUGAGCGAAGAGUUCAUUCGACUGUCGCUGGCGGGUUCAGACUCCUACUUGUGUGCUUGUACAAGCGGGAAUACCGGGUAUGAUGUCUUCAGGUCCGGUAGCAAACAGCAGCAGUGGAAGAAGGCGAAUCUUCGCUACAACGCGCCUGUCGAUCUCACUGAUCUGCACUGGGGACAUGUCCUCACGGCAGCGAACCUGGACCGCAACGCAAAAGACCGCACAGGUGUGGCGGGCACGUACACAGUGGAGAGUGUUCGCAGCGCAGGCAAAGGCAAGGUCUUCCACACCACCGACUCGAUCUCGGUUGUUAACAACAGCGUCCAAGUAGGUUGUGGCCACAUGCCUGUUGUGGGCAAAGUCCACAGUUGCCUUGUUGCCGACGCAGAGUGGGAUUGUGCGUUUGGCUUGGUCUGCGCCAUCUUCAGGUUCACAACAAAAUCAGGGGGUGGCUGGGGCCUGACCCUUCCCUCGCAGCCGGCCCCUCAGGGGAGAGCGGCCACCAUCAGCAGAAACGGAUGUCCCUUGCUUCGAGCGCCAGGCUACAAAUCUCUCUGCGAGCACCUGUGCGACAAAGGCAGGGAUGCUGAUGGCCAACCGAACCAUGGCAUUCCAUCGCUGGAACAGUUUUAUCUCCCAUCGCGCCUUCCAUCUAGUUCCGUCGCGAACUUCCGCGACUUGGCGGGACCUGAUGCAUCUGCACCGUACCGUUGCAAGGGAGGCCGGCUUUCUCGCGGCAAAGUUUACCGCACCGGCCACUGGGUCACCGCGACUCCGACUGAUUUGUCACUAAUUCGUGACACGCUGGGCAUUUGCACUUACCUUGACCUUCGCAACGGCCAGGACUUCGAAAGCGUCGAUGCGGAGUGCUUCGACGAUUACCCGCCCAGCCCCAACGGGCGGCACCUGGCCAGUGUUCCUCGAGAUCCGGGAGAACGGCGUCGGCUGAGCUGCCCCUUCUCGAAGGGCCUUGGUGCACGACCCUUGACACAAGACGAGACAGAAGGCAAAGUAGAUCCAUCUGACAAGAAGGCGCAGUGCGCCGUGUGGUUCCAGCAGCAGAUGCGGAGCGAGACCUUCCACGACCUCCAGGUGCAAUUGAAGACGAGUAUGCGCGCCAUGCUCAUCUUGAACUCGGAUGAGGUGCUCACAGCACUCAGAGCCUUAGUUGACGAGCGAAACUUCCCAGUGGCCUUCGGCUGUAUUGCGGGCAAAGAUCGUACGGGCCUCCUGGCGUGUUUGGUUUUGUCCGCUCUGGGAGUCAGUGAGGAGGACAUCAUCUUUGACUAUUUGUUCACUAACGAGUCUGCGCAGCACAUCAACGCCUGCAAUCAGAUCGCUGUCGCCAUGUGGUGCGAGGAGCUGAGGAUCCGUGACCCACGGAAGUACAGCUUGCUGGUGCGAAGGACGCGGCUCCCCCCAAGCGUCCAGAACAUGUUGGACAGUGAUGGCGACACCCCACUUUGGGAGGACAUGCUGUCCACAGUUGAGGUUUUGUCAACCCAGGAGAGUGGGUAA